GUAACGCUCCUUUCAGUUUAACGGUGUAGUUAUUAGACUCUGGUUAUGUGCGUGAACGCGGUAAACAAUAGGACGUUUACACCGCUGUAAAACCUCUGUCGUGUCCCGGUUUUAACACCAUAUUCUCGUGUUAAAAAGAGUCAUGAAUACUGGAAAUAUCGGACCGCGCCACAGUUAUAACAACGCCCGUGCCACGGUUUGUCCGGGCAAAGUAUUUACGUCGUUCCUCGUGUGCACGUCAACGCUACUGUUUCCCCCUGUUCAUACAUCACUCCCUCUCAUCAUCAAUACGUGGCCAUUCAAGGAUGCGACGGCUUCAGCGUGGCGUACUCUGCAGUCAGGUGGCUCGGUGCUGGACGCAGUGGAGCAGGGCUGCGCCCGCUGUGAGGUGGAGCAGUGUGACGGCAGCGUCGGCUACGGCGGGAGCCCCGACGAGUCUGGAGAGACCACGCUGGAUGCCAUGAUAAUGAAUGGGGAUACAAUGGAGGUGGGUUCAGUCGCAAACCUGAGAAGAAUCAAGAAUGCCAUCGGAGUAGCAAGGGCCGUGAUGGAACGCACUGAACACACGCUGCUGGUGGGAGAGUCAGCUUCUGUGUUUGCUGAAAACAUGGGCUUCACUGCGGAGGACCUGGCAACCAACAAAUCCACGAGCAUGUUCUCGCGCUGGCUGAGCGGCAACUGCCAACCCAAUUAUCGCAAGAAUGUUUUUCCAGAUCCUUCCAAGUCCUGUGGACCCUACAAGCCCAAGGCGAUACUGAAGGAGACGAGGAGGGCACAGCAUGCUGAUAUUCACUCCCACGACACCAUAGGGAUGCUGGCUCUUGAUCAAAAUGGCCACGUGGCUGCCGGUACAUCGACCAAUGGAAUGACUCACAAAGUUCCGGGCCGUGUUGGGGACUCUCCUAUAGCUGGAGCAGGGGCUUAUGCAGACAGCUCAGUUGGUGGCGCUGCCGCUACCGGAGAUGGAGAUAUUAUGAUGCGCUUUCUACCGAGUUACUUGGCCGUGGAGCUGAUGAGGACCGGGGCAGAUCCCUCAACAGCCUGCAAGAUGGCCAUUUCCAGAAUCAAGAGGCAUUACUCAGAGUUCUUCGGAGCCAUCAUCUGUGCUAACACCACAGGGCAUUAUGGUGCAGCCUGCAACAAAGUCCCCGGUUUCUCCCAGUUCCACUACAUGGUGUCUAACUCCGAGUCGGACGCACCAGUCCUGAAGUCUGUGGACUGCUUCUGACGAGGUUAUGAUUGAUUAUAUAUUAAAAUUCAUUAACAGCCUUCACGUUGUAUUUUAAUGCUGAAGAUUUUGGUGUAAAAUACACUUGUAAGUUUAAUUGCUCCAACCUUGAUUACUCUUUUUACACUUUAUUAAAUUUCAUGACAUGCGUUGUAAUAA
Solea senegalensis (Senegalese sole) is the source of this 1387-nucleotide messenger RNA. It is a transcript of the gene aga, whose product is annotated as aspartylglucosaminidase. Lineage: Eukaryota; Metazoa; Chordata; Actinopteri; Pleuronectiformes; Soleidae. Gene Ontology annotation, molecular function: N4-(beta-N-acetylglucosaminyl)-L-asparaginase activity. The transcript is spliced from 9 exons. The record is from RefSeq and is a predicted model, not a curated record. Gene Ontology annotation, cellular component: lysosome. Gene Ontology annotation, biological process: protein deglycosylation. Bases 143 to 1228 code for a protein of 361 amino acids.